UCCAUUGCAUCAGAAAGCGCCAAAUUGCGGUCGAACGAACAGCUCAAAUCCAGCAUCGUCGGGCAAAUUGAUUCGUCAUUCCAUGCCUCGAAUGUACGCGUAGCAUCCACAAACGAGAAAUUUCGGUGCUCGUCCAUAUAAAAAAAUCACCAGCUGUCGGAACUGAUUAUUCGAUUCGAGACCUUGUGCGGGGCAAGUUUGAAAACAGAAGUGACUCAUCGUGAUCAAAGAGGUCUACAGGAGUGAAAAGCGGAACCCGGAAAUUCAAAGAUACAAGGUUGAGCGAUGGAGCUUCCGCACUUGGGCAAACACUGCUCGGAGCAGUACUGCCACAAGUUGGACUUUCUGCCGAUGAAGUGUGACGCCUGUGACGCGAUAUUUUGUUCCGAUCACUUCAGCUACAAGGAUCAUGCUUGUCCGUCCGCCUACAAGAAGGACGUCCAAGUACCGAUAUGUCCGUUGUGCGGGGAACCGGUACCUACCCCCCGAGACGUAUCACCCGACGUCACAGUUGGAGCUCACAUCGAUCAGCAGUGCCGAUCGGAACGGAAGAAAAUUUACACCAAUCGCUGCUCGUACGGGACGUGCAAGAAAAAGGAACUGAUUCCGGUUAACUGUACCGUGUGUCGUUUGAACUACUGUCUAAAACAUCGUCACACAACCGACCAUGAUUGCCAGGGGCCAGCCGCCGGGCAACGGAAUCUCGUAGCGACAGCUGCCAUUCAGCGACAAACGACUAAAGCUCCCACUGCGGGAAACCCGGCGGUGACAAGUCGACAGACAGUUCCCGGAGCGGGUUUCGCAGAGGUUACCAGUACGACUACCAACCAUUUAGCCAUUGUUCAGGGUAGCAUGUCGGAAGAUGAGGCCCUGGCACGUGCGAUAGCUUUAUCGAUGCAGCAAGAAGAUGAUGAAGCCCAACAAAGGCGAACACGUGAAGAAAGAAACCCUGUCAGUGCACCGAGACGGAUCGCUGUCGGCAACGGAAGUUCGUCUUCGGGCGCUGCUAAAGAUCGCUGCAAUCUCUCGUGAGGGAUUCCGAGCACUCGAUUUCCAGUCGGGAUCAUUCCAUUAUUACUACGACAAUCGGAUGAGCAGCGGAGGUUGAAGAAUUAUCAUCGGACGCGCGAGUCGAAGGUUUUCUUGUGCGAAAAUGUGCUUUGUUUUUUAGCGACCUCUUUUGCGAGACCAAGAAGGGCACCACUGCUUUAGUACGCUUUGAUAUAAGAGCACAAUGGCCACGCCUCCAAAUGAUUGUUAGGUUAACUGUGCCAGCGGAAACGAAAACUGUAAUACAUCACCAAUAUUUAUGCUUGUUUUAA
Messenger RNA from Anopheles bellator, 1322 nucleotides. RefSeq names its product AN1-type zinc finger protein 2A. NCBI's taxonomy places the organism in Eukaryota, Metazoa, Arthropoda, Insecta, Diptera, Culicidae. Gene Ontology annotation, molecular function: zinc ion binding. Gene Ontology annotation, biological process: proteasome-mediated ubiquitin-dependent protein catabolic process; protein targeting to ER. The record is from RefSeq and is a predicted model, not a curated record. The transcript is spliced from 2 exons. Gene Ontology annotation, cellular component: endoplasmic reticulum; cytoplasm. Bases 286 to 1032 code for a protein of 248 amino acids.